AUGGGAAAGGUUCACGGAUCCCUCGCUCGUGCCGGAAAGGUCAAGUCUCAGACCCCCAAGGUUGAGCCCCAAGAGAAGAAGAAGACCCCCAAGGGCCGCGCGAAGAAGAGGCUCACAUACACCCGCCGUUUCGUCAACGUCACCAUGACCGGUGGCAAGCGCAAGAUGAACCCUAACCCCACCUCAUAA
Messenger RNA from Bipolaris zeicola 26-R-13, 189 nucleotides. RefSeq lists its product as uncharacterized. The transcript has 4 exons. Gene Ontology annotation, biological process: translation. Gene Ontology annotation, molecular function: structural constituent of ribosome. The record is from RefSeq and is a predicted model, not a curated record. NCBI's taxonomy places the organism in Eukaryota, Fungi, Ascomycota, Dothideomycetes, Pleosporales, Pleosporaceae. Gene Ontology annotation, cellular component: cytosolic small ribosomal subunit; ribosome. Bases 1 to 189 code for a protein of 62 amino acids.